This is a messenger RNA of Thyridium curvatum, 1791 nucleotides long. RefSeq lists its product as uncharacterized. NCBI's taxonomy places the organism in Eukaryota, Fungi, Ascomycota, Sordariomycetes, Thyridiales, Thyridiaceae. Bases 1 to 1791 code for a protein of 596 amino acids. The record is from RefSeq and is a predicted model, not a curated record. The transcript has a single exon.
AUGAGGCUAUUGAAUACCAGCACGCUGAAAUUGCAAGACUUCCCAGGGGAAGUUCCCGCCUACGCCAUCCUGUCCCAUACCUGGAACGGGGAUGAAGUCACGUUUGAAGACCUGAGGGCUUGUGGCAAAGCCGGCGCCGCUGUCUGGCUGUCUUCGCAGCCACUCGACGUGCGGCAGAGAUGGAAAAAGGUCGUUUGCAGCUCGCGCGUGGCGCGCAACGAGGGCUUCGAGUGGAUCUGGGUCGACUCUGUUUGCAUCGAUAAGAGCAGCAGCGCAGAGUUGUCUGAAGCCAUCAACUCCAUGUUCACGUGGUAUGAGCACUCCAAGGUUUGCUUCGCCUUUCUGGCCGAUGUUAUGGACGCCGAGGAACUCGAGAAGAGCGCAUGGUUCACGCGCGGCUUCACCCUGCAAGAACUCCUCGCUCCUAGAGAAAUGGUGUUUUACGCCAUGGACUGGCAUCCCAUAGGCUCGCGGACUGAUCUGUCGAGCCGCAUUAGGUCUGCCACAAACAUCAGUGAUGCUGUGUUGUGGCGCAGCCCCGGCCUCGAUGCGCGGACCUCGCUGGAUCGGAUAUCUGUGAGCACCCGAAUGUCCUGGGCGGCAGGGCGGAAAACCACUCGCCCAGAAGACCGCUCAUACUGCCUUCUGGGACUGUUCGGGAUCCAGAUGCCCCUGCUCUAUGGCGAGGGCUCUGAAAGAGCGUUCCUGAGGCUUCAGGAAGAGAUCUUGAAGCUUUCGGAGGAUGACACCAUCUUCGCGUGGAGGAUGACCGCGGAUGAAGCCAACAAGAAGCCGUAUUGGGGGCUCCUGGCGACAGACCCGGACCACUUUGCCAGACGUGAUGGCAUGGAGUUCCGGGUGCCACGAGUAACCACCCGUACUCGGCGGGCGACUGUUCUUGUCCACCAGGGUGUCCAGAAGGACAUGUCUCUGAUCCCCAUGAAGGCUGAUCCGUCAGGCACCAUCUACUUUGCCUUGAUCCACGCAGUCGAUAGCCAGAGCGAUGACAACAGACUGACUACGAUCAUUCUGCAGAGGGUGUCGGAUAUGAGGCGCCACUAUGUCCGCAUCUGUCCCCAAGCUCUAGUCUUCUUCGCCCACGGCCGGACGACUAAGGCGUUGGAGAUGCCUCCAGGCCUCUUUACUGACGGUGUCCAGGUCUCGGAGCAAUCGUCCGAGUGGCAAGGUGCAAUCCAGCACUAUGUCUUUGCAAGACAGGUUAACAAGGACUCCACACUCACCAGCGGUUUCUAUUUCUACUCUCCACACCGCAUCGUGUGCGACAAGGCCGAGCUACCCAAUCUGGUUGUACUUUGCUCACCCACACAAUACUCUAUGGGAGGCGAAGUAUCUGAGGGGUUCCAUGUGCGACAUGAAUCUUCGACUGACCAGCCCUGGUUUUCAUUCACACUCAGUCUGGGUGCGCACACGCCGGACUGGCAGAGGAAGUACGAAGCCAAGAAUGUACAGACCCGGGUCUUCCUAGGAUGUCUCAGCCUUCGCAUCGAGUGGGGGCUUGGCAGAGAACUCCGCUCGGCGAAUGUGUGUCUCGCUGUCGGUCUCGAGCCGCUCCCGGACAACCCCUUUGGAACGCCUGCUGGCUUUGUCAGGCCGUGGUACGCUUUUAUUCCAAGAUUUGUAGACCACUGGUCCUCAGAUAUCGAGACCAUAGAUCGUUAUCUUCUCACCGAAGCCGGAGACUACCUGGUGGUGUCUUUUCCGAAAAUCGAGCUGGCAGAUAGGCGCUUUUACAAUAUUUGCUUCGAGGUGCGAUCAGUGGAAAGUACAUGA